Molecule: messenger RNA, 339 nt
Organism: Ogataea polymorpha
Lineage: Eukaryota; Fungi; Ascomycota; Pichiomycetes; Pichiales; Pichiaceae
Exons: 1
Coding region: 1-339 (112 amino acids)
Biological process (GO): protein folding; chaperone-mediated protein complex assembly
Cellular component (GO): prefoldin complex; cytoplasm
Molecular function (GO): protein-folding chaperone binding
Source: RefSeq, a predicted model, not a curated record
AUGUCCACCAAUCUCAACAUGGAAGAUCUGUCUAAACAGUACACCAAACUGCAGGCCGAGCUUACAGAGCUUGUGCGAGCCAGACAGAAGCUUGAGACGCAAUUCCAGGAGAACAAGAUUGUCAAACAGGAGUUCGACACCCUUGACGACGACGCCAAAAUCUACAAGCUUGUGGGGCCUGUUUUGCUGCCGCAGGACAACGCAGAGGCCAAUCUGAACGUCGACAAGAGAAUUGAGUUUAUUAGCAGCGACAUCAAGCGUGUUGAGGAGAAAAUUCAGCAGCGCCAGCAAGACCUCUCCAAAUUACAGGGUGUAAUAAUGAGUGCUCAAAGCGCAUGA